This is a messenger RNA of Miniopterus natalensis, 1016 nucleotides long. Its product is annotated as olfactory receptor 52N2. NCBI's taxonomy places the organism in Eukaryota, Metazoa, Chordata, Mammalia, Chiroptera, Miniopteridae. Gene Ontology annotation, cellular component: plasma membrane. Gene Ontology annotation, molecular function: olfactory receptor activity; G protein-coupled receptor activity. Gene Ontology annotation, biological process: G protein-coupled receptor signaling pathway. The record is from RefSeq and is a predicted model, not a curated record.
CCUCCUGUCAGCCAUUAUGCCUGGAGCCAACAGCUCCAGCCUCACCCCCAAAUUCUUUAUUUUGAAUGGGAUUCCUGGUCUGGAAGCUGUACACAUCUGGAUCUCCCUGCCAUUCUGCUUCAUGUACAUCAUCGCUAUCCUGGGGAACUCUGGGCUCAUCUACCUCAUCAACCAUGAGGAGGCCCUGCACCGGCCCAUGUACUACUUCCUGGCCUUGCUCUCCUUCACAGAUGUCACCUUGAGUACCACCACUGUCCCCAAUAUGCUGUGUAUAUUCUGGUUCAACCUCAAGGAAAUUGACUUUAAUGCCUGCCUGGCCCAGAUGUUUUUUGUCCACAUGCUGACAGGGAUGGAGUCUGGGGUGCUUAUGCUCAUGGCCCUGGACCGCUAUGUGGCCAUCUGCUACCCUUUGCAUUAUUCCACCAUCCUCACCAACCCUGUCAUUGCCAAGGCCAGUCUUGCCACCAUUCUGAGGGGCAUGAUGCUCAUCAUCCCAUUCACGUUCCUCACCAAGCGCCUGCCCUAUUGCCGGGGCAACUUCAUUCCCCAUACCUACUGUGACCACAUGUCUGUGGCCAAGGUGUCCUGCGGCAAUUUCAAGAUCAAUUCUAUUUAUGGCCUAAUGGUUGCUCUCUUUAUUGGUGUGUUUGACAUCUGCUGUAUUUCCCUGUCUUACACGAUGAUAUUGCGAGCUGUUGUGAGCCUGUCAUCUGCAGAUGCUCGUCAUAAAGCCUUCAGUACCUGUACAUCUCAUAUCUGUGCCAUUGUGAUCACCUAUGUCCCAGCUUUUUUCACUUUUUUCACCCACCGUUUUGGAGGACACAGUAUCCCUCACCACAUACACAUCAUUGUGGCCAACCUUUACCUGCUCCUGCCCCCUACAAUGAACCCAAUUGUUUAUGGAGUCAAAACCAAACAGAUUCGAGAAGGUGUGGUCAAAUUUUUACUUGGAGACAAGGUUGUCCUUACCCAAGACAAAUAAAUCAUAAAAUAGACAUAUUGCUGGGGAGUUGGGG